AUGAGUUGCGUCGCUCGAUGGUGCUGCUGAAGUUUUCAAGAUGUCGUCGCUGGAGCAGAGACUCUCCCGAAUCGAGGAGAAACUCAAGCAGGAAAAUAAAGAAGCCCGCAAACGAAUCGACCUGAACAUCGACAUGAGCCCGCAGCGGACGCGUCCGAGGCCAAUCAUCGUGAUCCAGCUCAGUCCAGCUCCAGCCCCCUCCCAGCGCGCAGCCCUACAGUUGCCAUUGGCCAACGAUGGAGGAAGUCGCUCAUCCUCUUCAGAAAGCUCUCCUCAACACCCCUCGUACCCCAGCAGACCCCGACAAAUGCUAACGCUUCCCACUCCAACAUACAGCCUACAGAAGAGCCUGGAGAAUGCUGAAAUUGACCAGAAAUUGCAGGAAAUCAUGAAACAAACAGGAUAUCUGAAGAUUGACGGACAGCGUUACCCUGCAGAGGUGGCGGAUCUGAUCAGUGAGGGGGAGAUCGGCAGUGGAACCUGUGGACAGGUGUUUAAAGUUCGCUUUGAGAAGACUGGCCAUGUCAUCGCAGUUAAGCAAAUGAGGAGGACGGGUAAUAAAGAUGAGAAUAAGAGAAUCCUCAUGGAUCUAGAUGUUGUGUUGAAGAGUCAUGACUGUCCGUACAUCAUUCAGUGCUAUGGAGCAAUCGUCACCAAUACUGAUGUGUUCAUCGCCAUGGAACUAAUGGGGACGUGUGCAGAGAAGCUGAAGAAGCGGAUCCAGGGGCCCAUACCAGAAGCCAUUCUGGGAAAGAUGACCGUGGCCAUUGUAAAGGCUCUGCUGUAUCUAAAAGAGAAACAUGGUGUCAUUCACCGAGACGUGAAGCCAUCUAAUAUCCUGUUGGAUGACAAAGGGCAGAUCAAACUGUGUGAUUUUGGCAUUAGUGGCCGACUGGUAGAUUCUAAGGCCAAAACUCGCAGCGCCGGCUGUGCAGCAUACAUGGCACCUGAGAGAAUAGACCCUCCAGACCCCAGUAAGCCUGACUAUGACAUCAGAGCUGACGUCUGGAGUCUUGGUAUUUCUCUGGUGGAGCUAGCCACGGGACAGUUUCCUUACAAGAACUGCAAGACAGACUUUGAGGUUCUCACCAAAGUUCUGCAAGAGGACCCACCGGUCCUUCCUCUCGGCAUGGGCUUCUCCCCUGACUUCCAGUCCUUCGUCAAAGACUGCCUCACAAAGGAUCACAGAAAAAGGCCAAAAUACCACAAGCUGCUUGAACACAGUUUUAUCCGUCGUUAUGAAGUGUCAGAAGUACACGUGGCGGGCUGGUUCCAGACGGUGAUGGAGCGCACAGAGUCUCCUCGCAGCAGCCAGUGCUUCAACCAUCACCAGCUCCACUCUCUCUUCAGCAGGUAGCCAGGCGGAGACGGAGAGAAACGGAGAGAGGUCGGGAGAGAAAGAAUGAUACGAUUUUUGAGAGGUUGAUUUAAAGAGACAGGUGGACAGGCUUGAAAUAUAAAUUCUGUAAAUGAAAAAGACAGGAUGGAGUGGCAAUGGACCGUUUGAGAGAGAGAUGUGGCUGAAAAAAAGAGAGAAUGUUCAUUUGGGAGUUUGACUGAUCGACAGACAAUCCUGGGCAGAUUUGAUGUAAAUCUGAAAUUUUUUUGACCUUUUCAUCCACCCAUCGAACAGGAUGGACCAUUGCAGUCUAACACGGUCACUGUGGCACACACAUACAUUUACAGUAACACACUGUUUCACUAAACCACGAUCACUGACAGCCGUAUAAAGGUUAGCCGCAAGAGUAAGUGUACAGUCUGCUCACUUAAAAAUCCAAAACCUCCGUAGCCCCUUACUCAGGGACUGAACAGAGUAGUCGAACAACACUGUGCAAUGGUGUGUUUGUGCGUCUGUGUGUGUGUGUAAUCCGUUUAUCAGUUCUAGCUCUUCACUUUCCUGUACAGUUCAAGUACACUUAGCCAUUAGGCAAAUCUAAGUGAAUAGAAAUUAGUGAGAUAAUAGCUGUGUGAUAUAUGUUUUAUAGAAGUGUUCUUUUGCUAGCAAGCAUCAGCAAAUAUUUUGGUAAAUGUGUACUUAAAAGAGUUAGUGAUUCUUAAUCGCAGAGUUUCUAAUCCUUGGUGUUUAGCUUGUUAUAACUAGUUUGGUCUGAAAUGUCAUGUAUUGAAAACAGACAUAUUGGCUAAGACAGAAGGUUGUAUAUUAAGAUAAAACUAGUGAUUGACCGAUAGGAUGAAGUGUGUAUCCCAAUUUAAUAUGAUGAGACAACUAUAAAUGAGCAGUUUUUGUUUGUUUGAGAAGACUGACUCAGCGACACUGGUUAAACAAAUCGUGUAAAUUUGGGGCGGGACUAUCUGCUUUGUCUGAAAAAUGACAGAUGGUGAAAAUGUUCUUAUACUGAUGGUGUUUGUGUAAUUCCGUUAUGCUAGUCAUUCAGAAAUUACACACUUCACUUUCAUUGGCUGAUGAUGACAUCUGCUUCUGUUCAUUUGGCCAAUGGCGAUAAUCUCAAAAAGGCCAAAUAUUGGACUAUGUAUCGGUCUAUCACUAGAUAAAACACAAAAAAAUUAGCCCAGAAUGUGUAAAGUCAUACACAGUGCACACCUCAGGAAGACAAGUGUUAGAAAAGGGUAUUUUAACAAGAUUUAGCUGUGUGCUUCAGUCUUAGAAUGUGAGGAAGAAACGGUAAUCAAGUCACCAAAAGCAUAGAUGAGAGAUGUUGUCAUAGUCACUCAGAGUGCUGUAGAGAGACGAGUGGGGGGUUGGAGUUUCUGCUGUGAGAUUAGUUCGGUUCGAGCAUUUUCUCCACAAGAAUGAAAAAGUGAGUGGAACAUUUCUGCUCUGAUUCACCCGACUCAUUUACCCAGACAACCGUUCAUCAUUUCAUUCUCUUUACCAUUCUCUUUUUCCCAUGAUCAUUUGAGUUCCUCCAAACCAAAGGUUGUUUUUUUUGACAGCACUACUUUUUUUCCGCCAAGCUGUUGUUCUCAGAGGAUUUCGGCACCUGCUCGUGGGUUGUGCUGAAGAUGUUCAGCGACUUUCACAACCAAAGCUGUAGAGUUUGAGAUUCACUGCUUUAAAAAGCCAAAAUCACUGCUAGACUGUGUGAGUAAGAGUGUGGGAAGAAAAAGAAAAUAUGAUAAAGAUGGUAAUGGUACGUUGAGACAGGAAGUAUGGUGAUAUAUAAGGGAUUGAAGAAAGUAAUGGAUGUAGCAGAGGAAAUAUCGGGAUGGGAUGGGAGUGGAAAAUUGGAGGAAGGCAUAUAGAAAGUAUUAAAGAAAGUCUCCAGUGAAGUCUUACAGAAAGUAUUGGCUCAUUUUUAGAGGCUGGCAGUUAAAAGGUGUUGGUUGUUUUCUAGAUCAUCGUGUUGAGCUAGCUGGAUGUUGCAUAAAAGCUUUCAAUUGUUUUGAACCAAUGUACCAAUUUUUUUUUUUUUUUUUUUGGGGGGGGGGGGGGGGGUAGUUAAUUAGUUUGUGUUAUGCAUCUUACUGUUUUUCAUUGUCCUUGAAACCUUGUUUGUUAUUAUCUGCUAUUAUUAUUAUAUUUAUUUAUUAUCUUACUUGCUGCUACUGUUUACUUUAGAUGCUGCUGUCGAUGAUUAUAUUCCCCAAAGGAAAAUCCUUUUUUUUUUUUUAUUCUGAACCAAAUGCAUAAAACACUGCAAUGUCUACACAUUUACCAAAUAAUUACUUGUAAAAUGCAUAAUGUCAUCCUUUAAGAGGCAAAGAGAAAUCAAGCAAGGAAGUGAAGAAAAUUGAGAAUAUAUAGACCUAUAUCUAUAUCUAGUUUUAUUGUUGAAAUACUCCACUAUGCCAACCUCACACAAACAUCACCGCUCACUGUAGGCAACUAAUAAGAAUGACUUCCAGUUAUUUGUACAAAAUAAUAGACACCGGCUGGUAAUAUCUAUAUAUAUUUGAGCUAGAUUUCCUUUGUUACACCAUGUAGCUCACGCUGACAGAUAUUUUUGUAAUCGUCCUCCUGUGUCCGUCCUGCGGUGGAUGAAUUCAUGAGUUUUAUUCUAAUCAAACUCAUCAGUUGUAAUAUUUUGUCUCUUUUGGUUGAGCUAUUGUUAAUUUGAUUAUUCAGUUAAAGCUGCAGUAGGUAACUUUUGUAAAAAUAUAUUUUUUUACAUAUUUGUUAAACCUGUCAUUAUGUCCUGACAGUAGAAUAUGAGACAGAUAAUCUGUGAAAAAAUCAAGCUCCUCCCAGUGGUCCUAUUGCCAUUUGCAGAAAUACACUGCUCCCGGUAAGGAACAACCAAAGCUGCGGUCCGUAACUUUGUUUGUGUUCAAAAUGUAGAAAAAUGUAUAUAAUAAGCGAGUACAACAAAAAAUCAAUUUUCCAAACCGUGUUUUUAGCUUGUCCUGAAUCACUAGGGUACACCUAUAAUAAGUGUUUAUUUUCGGACUAUUUUAGAUUGCUUCGGGGGUACCGCGGCGGAGUAACCCAGUACCUUUGUGAUUCUUCAUAGACAUAAACAGAGAGAAGUAGAUCCAGCUACGAUGUUCUUCCGCAAGACACAAGUUCUGUUUAUUAACCGCUAGAGCGUUAAAAGUUACCUACCGCAGCUUUAACACAUUUUUAGCCUCAAAUUCAGCGGUUUGCAAAUUCCUUUGGGGCCUGAUCAUGAUAGCCAUUUUGUAUUAGUUUUUCAAUUAAUUGGAUUCGACAAAUCAAUCAGAAGAUCAGAAAAUGUCAAAUGCCUAAUUUUUCCUAACACUAUAUUCAACAUAGAGCUGUAACUAUUUACCUCCCAAUAGUUUCUUCACUUUUUUCAGAUGCCAAAUAGAAUUUCUAACAGGAUUCUUGCUGUCAACAUAACAUUGGUUUCCGGUUUGGUGUUGAUGUUCAUCACAAAUACUGUGGUGCCUGGCUGUCUGUCUGUCCGUCAUUCUCUCAGUAGACCUUAUAGAUAGGACUGCAGCAUUACACACCAAAGGUGUCAUCAAUAAAACAGAUUCAAACCAUCAUUAGGAUGAUUAUUGUUAUACUAGAUGAUGCUGGAUUGUUAUUUCUGAGGACCUCGAAUGAGGGAUAUAAAGCUUCAUGGAUGUAAUUUCCUGUGAGACAGUGGCGGGUCACUCUUCACUGUUGGGGUUUUAUUUUGCUCACACAUACACACGCCUCUAUGGAAAUAUGAUCUGAGAUGCUAAUCUAUAUGGUUUAUGCUUGGUUUAAAGUGGACUUCCAUUCACUGUUUUCUGGCACUAUUCUAAUUUGUUUUUUUUUAUUUGUAAUUAUUCUUUUUUUAUUUGCUUUUAAUCGAUUCAGAUAUCAAAGCAUCAGUUCUUUAUGUGUGUGUGUUUUUUUGAUUUUCUGAAAAAGGCAUUUCUGUGAAUAGGACAGAGAUAUUGAACCCAUUUCUGCUGAUGGUAGUCGUACACGCUCCGAACACAAACUAAACCAGUCCAUGCUGCUUUUUUGUUAGUUUGUUUGUCAACUAUGUGUGUGUUUGUUGCAGCAUCACUGUUAUUUUUGUAGUAUGUGCUCAGGCCUGUACUUUGCCGUCAUGUUGUGUGAGUCUUUAUUGCUUUCUAGAAUUGUUGUUAUUGUUAUUAAUUUGUUAAAUUAUCAUGUUGCCCCAUCUGUAAUUAAACCAAAUACUCACUAUGCAGUCACUCAAAUCAAGUCCGUUUGCGUUUUUCCCCGGAACUUCCUGUAUAAACACAUGCAACUACUGGAGUCUCCAUGACGAGCGAGUGAAUAUCAGAUCCUCAGCUAGAACAGAGAGAGAAUUUACGAUCAAUAGAGUGUUUUUUUUUUUUUUUUUUUUUUUUUUUAAUGAGCUUAUAUAUUUAAGGAUUGUACUGGGAUGGGGUGGGUGGGAGGUGUUUGGGGACAGAUUCGAGGGGUUGGUAGUUUGGAGAAAUAGUUUGUCCAGUGCUGUAAGUAUAUCAAUUGCAUGUUAUGAUCUCUGAAGUAACUGCCAUUGAUUUCACAUUUUGUUUUGGUUUGGAAGGGGGAGCGGAUACAUAAAUAUUGUAUCUUUAUUUAUGAGCUAUAGAAAAAUACUGUACGUUUUUCCAAAACACUUUUUUUUUUUUUUUUUUUUUUGGAAAAAGACACACUUUUGCCUUUUUAUGUCUGACUUUUUGAUCUUAAUAUGCAUUAUAGAAUUUUUACUUUUAUCAUUGUUGGCUGAUUUAAAGCUGUUAAUGAUAUUGUGUUGUUUGUAUUGAUUCUUGACCUUUUGUUCAUUUUUCUUCCAUGUUGUAUUUGUGUUCCAUUGAUCUAUGAAUGAGUGCUGAAUGGGUUUUUAGCAAGACAUUGUGUCUUCAGUUGUUAGAAAACCAAAUGUCUAUUAUUUUGAAUGCGUUUUGGUCAUUUGUAACCAUUUAUUUUCAUUUAUUUUGAAUACAAUUACCAUGUUGUUUGCUCUUAUUUUGGUUAUUAUUACUAUUAUCUUCAGGGUUAACACCAAAUUAAGAGAAAAGUGGGGGAGAUUGCGAUUUAUGUCUCCAAAUGUUUCUUGGAAAUGUUGCGUCAAAGGUGUGUCUUUUUCUGUUGAAGCUAAGCAAUCAUUUAUUGCUCUUUAAUUUCUUGGUUUUUAUUUUUUGGUAACGUGUUCCCCCAGAGCUGUUACUAGAGCUCUGUUUUGCUGUACGGUUUCAAUUAAUUUUUUUUUUUUUUUUAAAUCUCACAAUUUUUUGCUUCUGUUGCACUGGAGGUUUUUAUUAUUAUUAAUUGACAUGAUGGAGUUUGGAACCAUGUAGUUCACCAAAUUCUAUUUGACUUUGAUAGAUGGAUAUAAGAAAUGUUUAAACCUGCUAAUUCUGUUUGAUGCGCCCAUUGACAUGCUGUUCAAGUCAAAAAGAACCAUUUGUUGGCAUAUUUCAACAGCUUGAAAAAUAUUUGGCAAAAAAUAGAUGCUUCGUGCCAACAAAUUUAGACAACCUUACAUGUUCUCUGGUAUAUGAAUACAUGAAAGUUAUAUAAUAUAGAUAAGAUGCAACAUUUUGCUAACUGUAUGGGAUUAAUAUGAUUUAAACUAAAAUAUUUGAUAUGGUAUGUUAAAAAUAAGACUCAACUACAACAGCCAAGCAGGAAUCAUGUAGCUUGUCUUAUGUUUUUUUUUUUUUUUUUACUUUUAUUUUAUUAUAUAAAAAAAGUAUGGGGGGUGCCUUCUUAAUAUAUGGAGCAGAAGUAUCCCCAACCUGUUGUACUGAGACAGCCAUCACAGUUUUAUAGUUUUGAUGCCCCCUUCCCCACUUUUUUUGUUGUUGUUUCCUCAUUUCAAAUGAAAGAAAUGCCAUUAUAUUGUGAAUACCUCAGGAUUUUUUUUCUUUUGGGAAAAAUUUAAAACGUUCAAAAACCUAAAACAAAUAAAAUACAAAAAAAGUG
Carassius gibelio (silver crucian carp) is the source of this 7303-nucleotide messenger RNA. Its product is annotated as dual specificity mitogen-activated protein kinase kinase 7-like. Bases 41 to 1357 code for a protein of 438 amino acids. Gene Ontology annotation, biological process: protein phosphorylation. The record is from RefSeq and is a predicted model, not a curated record. Gene Ontology annotation, molecular function: protein kinase activity; ATP binding. The transcript is spliced from 12 exons. NCBI's taxonomy places the organism in Eukaryota, Metazoa, Chordata, Actinopteri, Cypriniformes, Cyprinidae.